Molecule: messenger RNA, 677 nt
Organism: Hippopotamus amphibius kiboko
Lineage: Eukaryota; Metazoa; Chordata; Mammalia; Artiodactyla; Hippopotamidae
Gene: DEMA1
Product: chromosome 7 C2orf74 homolog
Exons: 5
Coding region: 327-677 (116 amino acids)
Source: RefSeq, a predicted model, not a curated record
GCUUGGGCUGCUACUAGCAGUAUGUGAGAGUCCCGGUUGUUCUGCUUCCUCACCAGCGAUGAAGGUUAUAUCAGUCAGGAUGACUAAAUUAAGCCACAGUAACCAAGAACCUCCAGUGACUUAAUUCAGAGAUGGCUACCCAAUUUCCAUGGUGUCAAUAAACAUACGUAUUGGAUAGAAUUCUUUCCUCCAUUCGUUUGAGAUGCUGAAUUUAUUACACACGAAAUUCUGGUUUAAGUUCCCAAAGCAGGACAGAUGAAGAGACAGAAAAAGGUCCUUGUAUAGAUGCUAAUGGAGGUGAAGAUUGUACAGCUGCUAAUACAGAGAUGAACAAUUUAGGAGACCAAGAAAAGACUCUUGUACCUAUAAGGCCUGGCAUUCUUGUCCAGAGACGGAGUAAAGAGGUGGUGGCCUUAGGAAAUGGAGAGGACGUGGAGGAUGAAGAGGAGGAUAAAAUAAAAAAGAAGCAAAAGCCUGAGAAUGCUGGAGAAAAUGCUCAAGAGGAUGACUAUUUGCAAAAACCACCCAUACCUGUCACUGGAAGUCCUUCAGUUGUUGAUAACCAUAAAAGACCUUUAAAAGGGGUGACAUUUUCUAGGGAGGUAAUUGUUGUGGACCUUGGAAAGGACAACCCUAUAGCUCGAAGCUAUACUCGAUUACAUAAAGAGAGAAAAUGA